Messenger RNA from Eubalaena glacialis (North Atlantic right whale), 2036 nucleotides. Its product is annotated as probable bifunctional dTTP/UTP pyrophosphatase/methyltransferase protein. NCBI's taxonomy places the organism in Eukaryota, Metazoa, Chordata, Mammalia, Artiodactyla, Balaenidae. Gene Ontology annotation, molecular function: nucleoside triphosphate diphosphatase activity; O-methyltransferase activity. The transcript is spliced from 13 exons. The coding region runs from base 102 to 1943 and encodes 613 amino acids. The record is from RefSeq and is a predicted model, not a curated record.
GGAGCCUGGGCCGCGGUGGCAGGCGCGCGUCGCUGGGCGCGCGGCCCGGGGCGUGCGGAUCCAGGCGCGGAGUCGAGCUUGGGUCGGGUCGCGGCGGCACCAUGGUGCUAUGCCCGGUGAUCGGGAAGCUGCAGCACAAGCACGUGGUGUUGGCCAGCGCCUCCCCGCGCCGCCAGGAGAUCCUCAGCAACGCGGGCCUCAGGUUCGAGGUGGUCCCUUCCAGGUUCAAGGAGAAGCUGCAUAAGGCCUCAUUCGCCACCCCGUACGCAUACGCCGUGGAAACGGCCAAGCAGAAGGCCCUGGAGGUGGCCGGCAGGAUGCACCAGAAGGACCUACGGGCCCCUGACGUUGUCAUCGGAGCGGACACCAUCGUGGCGGUGGGAGCGACGAUCCUGGAGAAGCCUGUGGACAAGCAGGACGCCUACCGCAUGCUGUCAAGGCUGAACGGGAAGGAGCACAGUGUGUUCACGGGCGUGGCCAUCGUCCACUGCUGCAGCAAAGACGGCCGGCUGGACACAGAGGUCUCGGAGUUCUACGAGGAGACCACGGUGAAGUUCUCAGAGCUGUCAGAGGAGCUGCUGUGGGAGUACAUCAACAGCGGGGAGCCCAUGGACAAGGCUGGCGGCUACGGGAUCCAGGCGCUGGGCGGGAUGCUGGUGGAGAACGUGCACGGGGACUUCCUCAACGUCGUGGGCUUCCCCCUGAACCACUUCUGCAAGGAGCUGGCACGCCUGUACUACCCGCCCCGCCCCGAGGACCUGCAGCGGGUCAAGCACGACUCCAUCCCUGCCGUCGACACCUUCGAGAAUCUCAGUGACACGGAGGGAGGUGGCUCGGACCCAGAUCCGAGCGCCGAGGGCGGCCGUGGUGGUGAGGAGGCGGACGGAGACCGGUCACAGGCUCCCGGCGCGCUGGAUGCAGCCCUUAACGGGGCGGACAGCCGGCCCCCGUUCCCCACGGGCCUCCUGGAGCUGAUGGACGGCUUCAAAGCAUCCAAGGUCCUGUUCACGGCUUGCAAGCUCAAACUGUUUGAUGUCUUAAAAGACCAAGGUCCCCUGAAGGCCGUGGAUGUCGCCCGCAAACUCGACGCCUGCGCGGGCGGGACUGAGCAGCUGCUGGAUGUCUGCGCGGCCCUGGGGUUACUGGAGAAGACGCACAGAGGUUACAGCAACACGGAGGUGGCGACCCUGCACCUGGUGUCAGGUGGCGAACACUCUCUCCUGGGCCUGGCCGAGUACAAUGACGCCCACGUCUGGGGCGUCUUCACACGCCUGGGCCUGGCCGUGCGGGAGGGGGCAGGCCACACCCGCGGGGCUCUGGGGGUGAUGGAGGAGGAGGAGCACCUGUCCCAGAGCACGGAGAUGACGCUGCAGUUCAUGAGGGCCAUGCACAGCCUCAGCAAGCUGACUGCCCACCACGUGGCCACGGCCUUCGACCUGUCCCGAUUCACCUCUGCCUGCGACCUGGGAGGCUGCACGGGCAUCCUGGCCCACGAGCUCGCCCAGGAGUACCCGCAUCUGCAGGUGACUGUGUUUGACCUCCCAGAGGUCAUUGAGCUCUCUGGGGGCUUUCAGCGUGGCGGACGACAGACAGAGCGGAUCCGCUUUGUGCCAGGUGACUUUUUCAAAGACAGCCUCCCGGAAGCAGAUCUGUACAUUCUUUCCAGAAUUCUGCAGGACUGGCCGGAUGACAGACUCCACAAGUUACUGAGCCGGAUCUCGAGCAGCUGCAAACCAGGCGGUGGCCUCCUGGUGGCAGAAGCGGCGGCGGAGGAGGAGGAGGGGGCGUCGCGGAGCCCCCGGCUGCGGACCCUGAGCGCCGGGCAGCCCCGGAGCCCCGACGAGCACCGACGCCUCCUGCAGCGACACGGCUUCCGGGACGUGCGGGUGGCGCGCGCGGGGGACCUGCUGCGCGUGGUCCUGGGCACCCGGGCUGCGCCCUGAGGGUCACCAGGAACCCGGCGGGGCCCAGCGCCCGGGAGUGAAGGGUUCCUGGAGAGCAGGUGUCACCGGACAGAUUAAAGGAGGCGGAAAGCA